CAAGUUCUACCACAUAAGCAAAGCUAAUCUCUAUCUCUCUCCAUCUAAAGUUCUUCAUUUCAUUUUUCUGAGUUUCUUUCUUUCUCUACCCAUAAAGUCACAACACAAAGCAACAAUGUCAUUUCAACAACAACAACACAGCAACGGUCUUCACUAUGGGCGUGGAAGUGAAGCUCAUGGAAUGCAUUUUUAUCUAACUGUUCAACAUCGUCAGUUGCAAGAUCAUGACCUUAUGGUUCCGAGAAAUUUUGUGGACAAGUUUUGGAAAGAUGUACCAAAUCCAAUAUCUCUAAAAUUUCCAAAUGAUUCUGAAUGUAAAAUGAAUUGGGUACUACGUGGUAAUGAUAUUUGGCUUCUGAAUUGGAAAAAAUUUGCAAGGUCGCUUCGAUGUGGUGAUCUUUUAGUUUUCCAAUACAAAGGAGGGUCUGAUUUUCAUGUCAUUAUAUUAGAUGACGGUAAAUUAGAAAUUGACUACUCAAGUAUGAAAUGCAACGAUGACCAAGAUUCUAACAAGAUUUGUAAACAAGAAGAAGAGAGUGAUGACAAUGAUUGUGUUGAGAUUCUUAAUGAUAUUGCUACUACUUCUACUGCCCCUGAAGGGACAAAUAUUGACAAGAGAAGAAUUAAUAUGAAUGCAUCCAAGCAAAAAGUGUCAGGCAAGUUCAUCUACUUCAUUUGA
Molecule: messenger RNA, 679 nt
Organism: Medicago truncatula (barrel medic)
Lineage: Eukaryota; Viridiplantae; Streptophyta; Magnoliopsida; Fabales; Fabaceae
Exons: 2
Coding region: 116-679 (187 amino acids)
Molecular function (GO): DNA binding
Source: RefSeq, a predicted model, not a curated record